AUGGCGGACACAACUUCUCUGCCUACAAACUGGGAAGUCAAUGCUCUCUUCAGCGUCUUUAUCUUUAAUCAGAUUUCGGGCAAUUAUCUUUCUUCAACAGGAAGAACGCUUUGUUUCCAAGCAACAAAGUCCGAAUGGGGAAUUUCAAAAUUUAUCUCUAGAAAGGUUUUGUCUGAUCCAUCAAAUGGAUACAUAAUCGAUGACAGCUGUGUGUUUGUUGCUGAAGUUUUUGUGGUCAAAAGAGAAGCAGCCAUUGAACGUGUGUUAUUGACGAAUGUCAAUACUUAUUACAAUCAUGCUUUGGAGAUUUCGGGUUUCUCCCAACUGCCCCAAAGAUGGGUGUCUGAAGAAUUUGAUGCUGGAGGCCAAAAAUGGAAAAUCCUUCUUUACCCAAAAGGAAAUGCAGAAGGAACUGGCAUGACAAACCAGUUUGAUGAUAAAAAAACUAGACGAUAUUUUUUUAGUUACUAG
Molecule: messenger RNA, 471 nt
Organism: Erythranthe guttata (spotted monkey flower)
Lineage: Eukaryota; Viridiplantae; Streptophyta; Magnoliopsida; Lamiales; Phrymaceae
Source: RefSeq, a predicted model, not a curated record